Messenger RNA from Cygnus olor (mute swan), 1558 nucleotides. RefSeq names its product VPS37A subunit of ESCRT-I (gene VPS37A). The record is from RefSeq and is a predicted model, not a curated record. The transcript has 12 exons. NCBI's taxonomy places the organism in Eukaryota, Metazoa, Chordata, Aves, Anseriformes, Anatidae. Gene Ontology annotation, biological process: ubiquitin-dependent protein catabolic process via the multivesicular body sorting pathway; protein targeting to vacuole; protein targeting to membrane. Bases 61 to 1254 code for a protein of 397 amino acids. Gene Ontology annotation, cellular component: ESCRT I complex.
GAUGACGCGCGGGCCGUGACGUCGCGGGAGGCCGCGGCGGCGGUGGCGGCGGCGGCCGCCAUGAACUGGCUGUUCCCCCUCGCCAAGGGCGGCGGCGGCGCCUCCGGGGGCCCCGCGGCGCUGCCCGCCCGCACCGGCCUCCAGCAGCAGAAGCAGCGGCAGAUCGAGGCCCUGCGCGCUGCGCACGCCGCCAUUGCAGAAAUUCAGAAAGAUGUGGAAUAUCGACUGCCCUUCACUGUAAACAACUUGACAAUUAAUAUUAACAUCUUGCUUCCACCUCAGUUUCCUCAGGAAAAACCCGUCAUCAGUGUUUUCCCACCUGUGAGACAUCAUUUAAUGGACAAGCAGGGAGUUUAUGUGACUGGUCCGUUAAUAAAUAACUUUACAAUGCACUCAGAUCUUGGAAAAAUUGUUCAAAGUGUACUGGAUGAGUUCUGGAAGAGUCCUCCAGUUCUGGCUCCUAGCCCAUCAUCAUUUCCUUACCUUUACAGCAAACCAGCUGGAAUGCCUCCAUAUGCUGCUCCUCAGGGGUUUCCAUUUCUUCCUCCAUACCCGCCUCAAGAAACAAACAGAACAAUGGCAGCUGUGCCUAUUUCUGAAUCAGUUUCUUCAAGCUACGCAACAGAUAAGCCUGCUGCUCCCUCUUACGGCUUGAUUACUGACCUGCCAUUACCUGUUCCAACAGCAGAAGCGGUGCUUCAGGUUGGCCAAAAUGGAUUUACUUACAAGAUGCCUGAUAUUCCUGAUACAUUUCCAGAACUUUCAGAACUAAGUAUAUCACAGCUGACCAAUAUGAAUGAGCAAGAGGAAGUGUUACUGGAACAGUUUGUGAAUCUGCCACAACUGAAGCAAGUCAUUACUGAUAGAGAUGAGCUAGUGAAAAGCAUUGAAGAGCUGGCAAAAAAAAACUUGUUGCUGGAGCCUAGUCUAGAAGCAAAAAGACAGAUAGUGCUGGAUAAAUAUGAGCAACUUACACAGAUGAAAGCAGCCUUUGAAAAAAAGAUGCAAAGACAGCAUGAACUUAGUGAGAGUUGCAGUCCAAGUGCUCUGCAAGCCAGACUUAAAGUAGCCGCUCAUGAAGCUGAAGAGGAAUCUGACACUAUUGCAGAGGACUUCUUGGAAGGCAAAACAGAAAUAGAUGACUUUCUUAGUAGUUUCAUGGAAAAGAGAACGCUCUGCCACUGUAGACGAGCCAAAGAAGAAAAACUUCAACAGGCAAUAGCAAUGCACAGCCAAUUUCACGCUCCGCUAUAGGCUUCCUGCAGACUACACCUGCCAACAGAAGAGUGAAAAACCCAAUAAAGCACACUUUUUAAUAACUAUUAUUUGCGAAUAAGCAUUUCAUCUUAUGUGGUUGUAUUUAUAGAAGAGAUUGUAUACGGAGUUGGGACUGUUUUUGUACAAAUUAGAAUGUCUCUUUAUAUUCUCAUUGUACUCAAGAAUCCUUCUAUUGCAAUCUUUGCACUAAUUUCUUGUAUUUAUUGUUGAUAGUUCUUAUUAUAUUUAAGUUCCUGCUGCUAUACCCCAUUCUUCAAAGAUUAAAUAUCUGAACAUGUAA